GAUUCCACAUAACAUUUUUGUAGCGAAGUUGCAAGAGAACCGAAGUUGCAACAAUUUCGCCGUGUGUAAAGGACACAUGAAGACGAUGUUUUCUUCAUAGCAAUUUGUGCUGCAGCAAUUUCUUCGAUAAUUGCUGCGAAAAAAGUCGGAGGAGCACUUAGAGAUGCAGCAGGUAAUGCUGCUGUGCUGCUUUUAUUGGUGACCUGAGUCCACUUGUAGAUUUUUGUGGGGGUAAUAAAAAAACCUUACGGUUUGUGCUCGACAAUGGCUGUUCAGUUGCUGCAAGAAGUCUCGACUCGCCUCCCGCUAUCCACGACGCAUGACAAGCCAUUAGCAAAGUCAGCGUGCACGGUUUGUGGGUUGGGAAGUAGAAACUUAUACGGUAUCACGCCUACACGACUUCGCAAUUUUCCUAGCCUUACGGUGUCUACUUCCGAAUAUUUGCCUACAAGAAAGUGUCUACCGAGGGACGUAAUUCGAGCAGAUAUGGGGACAGAGGAAAGUCGACGAAUCCCUAGGGUACUCACUGUGGCAGGCUCGGAUUCUGGAGCAGGAGCUGGGAUUCAAGCCGACAUGAAAGCUUGUGGAGCGCUUGGGGUUUACUGUACCACAGCGAUUACUGCCGUUACUGCGCAAAAUACCGUUGGAGUACAGGGGAUCCACGAGGUGCCAGCAGAUUUUGUGGCUUCUCAAGUGAAAUCUGUACUGCUGGACAUCGGUGCUGAUGUGGUGAAGACCGGCAUGUUGCCUUCCGUUGAGAUAAUCCGCAGUCUGUGUGAUAUUUUGCGAACAUACCCUGUAAAAGGCCUUGUCGUGGAUCCUGUUUUAAUCUCGACAAGUGGUGAUGAGCUCGCUGGUCCUGCGAUACUUGAUGCCCUUCGAGAUGAUUUGUUCCCUUUGGCGGAUCUGGUGACACCCAACUUGCCAGAGGCUUCCGCAAUAAUUGGAGGUGAUCCUGUAACUACUGUCGCUGAAAUGCGUGAAGCAGCUGAAGCUAUUCACCAACUUGGUCCACGGUACGUCCUUGUUAAAGGUGGGCACUUACCUGGCACCAACACCUUAAUCGACGUUCUUUACGAUGGAGUUGAGUGGCAUGAGCUGCCGGGAUCUCGGAUAGAAACGCGCAACACGCAUGGCACGGGAUGCACUCUGGCAUCUUCAAUAGCUGCCGAGCUUGCCAAAGGCCAAUCUAUGCUCCCUGCUGUCCUGGCUUCCAAGCGCUACUUAAAGGAUGUACUGGAAGAAAAUGCAACAUUGAAGAUUGGAGAAGGCAAGCAAGGCCCCGUGAACCACCUGUUUAAGCUGUCAGACUGGGAGAAGUCUUCGACGCAGAGCAAGUUUCGGCCAGAGUCACUCCUACUCUAUGCAGUCACAGAUUCUUCCAUGAACAAGACAUGGGGUCGAUCCACAUCAGAAGCUGUUCGGGCGGCCAUUGAAGGUGGUGCUACAAUCGUUCAAAUCAGAGAGAAAGAGGCUGAUACGGGCGAGUUUCUUCAAGAAGCUGAAACAUCACUGAAAGUGGCACGGGAUUAUGGAAUUCCACUUUUGAUCAACGACAGAAUAGAUAUAGCAAUCGCAUGUGAUGCAGAUGGUGUGCACUUGGGGCAGAGUGACCUUCCUGUUGCUCGUGCCCGUGCAAUUUUGGGGCCCGGGAAAAUUAUCGGGGUUUCAUGCAAGACUCCAGAGCAAGCAGAGAAGGCUUGGAAGGACGGGGCUGAUUACGUAGGUUCAGGUGGAGUAUAUCCCACAAAUACAAAGAAGGACAACAAAACGAUCGGGAUCGAGGGGCUACGCGAGGUUUGUUAUGGCAGUCCUAUCCCAGUGGUCGCCAUUGGUGGGAUUUCUGGAGCUAAUGCUGCGGAAGUCAUGGCCUACCCUCGUCCAGAGAAUCUGAAGGGAGUAGCAGUCGUCUCUGCAUUCUUCAAUCAACCCGAUGUGAAGAAGGCUACUGCAGCAGUGAAGUCUGUGGUAGAGGAAUGUUUGAAGGACGUUUCUGUUCCAAAUACAUCUUCCUAAGGAUUACCGAGAGCAAUGGACUAGGCUCUGUACGUAUCAGACAGGAUAUGAUGAUAGUUGGGCACCGAAUUUUUUUGAUCAGUUUUGGAAAAAUUAACGGAUCUGAGUGACAACGAGAUUUGAGGGUGUGUUAACAUUCGUCUCGCUACUGUCACAAAUUUUGUAUUGCGCCACCUUUGUGACUCUGCUUAACUACUGGAUUAUGACUUUAUCGCAAUGUUUUUCAACCUCUUUGGGACUUUU
Molecule: messenger RNA, 2259 nt
Organism: Physcomitrium patens
Lineage: Eukaryota; Viridiplantae; Streptophyta; Bryopsida; Funariales; Funariaceae
Product: thiamine biosynthetic bifunctional enzyme TH1, chloroplastic
Biological process (GO): thiamine biosynthetic process
Cellular component (GO): chloroplast
Molecular function (GO): phosphomethylpyrimidine kinase activity; thiamine-phosphate diphosphorylase activity; hydroxymethylpyrimidine kinase activity
Source: RefSeq, a predicted model, not a curated record